Molecule: messenger RNA, 5183 nt
Organism: Crotalus tigris (Tiger rattlesnake)
Lineage: Eukaryota; Metazoa; Chordata; Lepidosauria; Squamata; Viperidae
Gene: SNX25
Product: sorting nexin 25
Exons: 19
Coding region: 278-3376 (1032 amino acids)
Cellular component (GO): early endosome membrane; intracellular membrane-bounded organelle
Molecular function (GO): phosphatidylinositol binding
Source: RefSeq, a predicted model, not a curated record
UACUGCUCCUCCCCGUCUGCAAACCGAGCCAGUGGGGCCUCGGCUGCCUCUGAGGUGAAUCUUGCGGAGCUGGACUCUCUGGUUGGUGUCAGGAACGGAGGGAAAGAGGCGGAGACGCUUCCUUCGCUCCUCUCGGGCAUGAGCAGCGCCGGCUUCUGCGCGCCCAGGGACUUUAGUCGGAGGUUGAGGAAAAUCCCCCUCAACGGGGGAACCGAAACCUUCCGAAGAGGGCCCCGGCGCGGGAGAUGUGCUGCUUUCCGGCGGCUCCUAGAGCAGCAUGUUCCCCGAUACUGGCGCUAACACCUCCUCUGGCAGGGGCGGCGGGCAGGUGGAAUCCGCAGGCACCGCGGUCGGUUCUGGCGCCUCUGGAGCCCCAAGUCCCGGGCACGGGGAAUCCUGCAAGAAGAGUAGCAGCGUCCCAGCCGCGGCCGAAGGCGACGGCGAAGAGGACGAAGAAGAGGCGGCGGCGGCGAAGGCUCCCAUCCUGUGGACCCGCUCCAUGCUGGCCACCGGACUGGGGAUGGUGGGGUUGGCCGUCUUCCUCUUCCAUCUGGGGCAGCAGAAGCCGCCGCCGGAGAAGGAGGGGGAGGUCGGCGGACAGCUGUACGUGGCCUGGCUCCUGCUCCGGCUUGUCCUGUACCUGGUUUGUGCUGCCGGCGCCUUCUUACUCGGUUUAUUGCUGGCUUUGGGGAGCCAAAGUCGUGGUCGCCUCCGCCCCCCGCCGGGUUUCCUCCCCGCCUGGAAGCGCCGUUACCUGGGAAGAGCGAGCGCGGCGUCGUUCUGGCGAGCUGCCGGGAACCUCAUAUCUGGAAAUGUACAAGAACCAGUCCAGUCAAGGAGAGUGGUAAUUUCUCAUAACAUGGACAAAGCUCUGAAAGAAGUGUUUGACUACAUCUACCGAGAUUACAUUUUGUCUUGGUAUGGAAACCUCAGCAAAGAUGAAGGACAGCUGUAUCAUCUACUGUCUGAAGACUUCUGGGAAGCUGCCAAGCAGCUACGGCACAGGCUCAGUCACAUUGAUGUAGUUAGAAUCAUUUGCAAUGAUGUAGUGAAAGCUGUGCUCAACCAUUUCUGUGAUCUUAAAGCAGCCAAUGUCAGAUUGGAAGAACAACCACGGCCAUUUUUACUGCAUCCUUGUUUGAGGAACUCUGAAGAAGAGGCAAGAUUCCUGCAAGCAUGCUCUCAGACUCUGGUCUAUUGUCUUCUGCCAUCAAAGGAUGCUCAGUCUUUAAGCUUGCGUAUAGUCCUAGCAGAGAUACUUGCAGCAAAAGUACUGAAACCAAUAGUAGAACUGUUGAGCGAUCCAAACUACAUCAACCACAUGUUGCUUGUCCAGAUGGAAUACAGAGAACAGCUGAUUGAGCGUCACAAGAGAGCCUAUACAUAUGCUCCUUCUUAUGAAGAAUUCAUCAAGCUUAUUAACUGUAACUCAGAUAUUGAGUUCCUCAAACGAUUAAGAUAUCAGAUUAUGGUGGAAAUAGUUCAAGCAACUACUAUCAGCAAUAUCCCCCAGAUGAAACGCCAAAAAGAGAACAAGGUUAAAGAGACGGCUGCAAUGAAAGCAGAUCAUUUGAGGGCCAGAAACAUGAAAAGAUAUAUUAAUCAACUAACAGUAGCAAAAAAACAAUGUGAAAAACGCAUACGACUUCUGGGAGGCCCUGCUUAUGACCAACCAGAAGAUGGUAUUUUUGACGAUAGUGAAGGUCCUCAGAGUCAAAAGAUACUUCAGUUUGAAGAUAUAUUGUGUAAUCCAUCCUACAGAGAGCACUUUCAAAUAUACAUGGAAAGAAUGGAUAAGAGGGUUCUGAUCAGCUAUUGGGAAUCUGUAGAAUACUUGAAGAAUGCUAAUAAGGCUGAAAUACCUCAACUUGUGAGUCAAAUCUAUCAGGAUUUUUUUGUGGAAAGCAGAGAAAUUCCUGUGGAAAAAAUACUCUACAAAGAGAUACAACAGAGUCUUGUGGGUAACAAGGGCAUUGAGGUAUUUUAUAAAAUUCAGGCUGAUGUUUAUGAAACACUGAAAGACAGAUACUAUCCAUCAUUCAUUGUCAGUGAUUUAUAUGAGAGGCUGAUCAAGAAAGAAGAGAGGAGUCCUGUCCAGAUGGCAUCUGACGACAAAGAUGAUAGACAAGUUUGUGAAGAAGUUAUUGAUGGAGAAAGCUCAGAAAUUAAUGAGCAGGCCAGUUAUGCUGUAAAUAAACUACGCCUAUUAAAUGACAAACUUGAAUAUAAGAGACAAGCUCUAAAUUCUCUCUGUAGUUCACCAAAACCUGACAAAAAGAUUGUUUCUAAAUUGAAAGAUGAAAUCAGUCUGAUGGAGCGAGAACAUAGUGACCUUCAAUUGCAUAUUGAAAGAACAGAUUACUGGUGUGAAAAUCUUGGCAUGUGGAAAGCCUUCAUUAAUACUGGAGAGGUCAUUGAAGAAAAUGGUGAACAAGUGCCCUAUUAUUCUGUUGUAGUGAUAUUACGGGAGAUUGGCAGGGUUGAAGCGAAGGAGUGGACAGUUGUCCGAAAGCUCAAUGAGUUUCAAAGUCUGCAUCGGAAACUCAGUGAGUGUUUUCCAUCAUUAAAGAAAACUCAGUUGCCAUCACUCAGCAAAUUGCCCUUUAAAUCUGUAGACCAGAAAUUCAUGGAGAAAUCUAAGAACCAAUUAAAUAACUUCUUACAGAAAUUGCUUUCUGAUGAAAGGCUAUGUCAGAGUGAAGCACUUUAUGCCUUCUUAAGUCCUUCUCCCGAAUACCUUAAGAUUAUCGACAUACAGGGAAAGAAGUCAAAUUUUUCACUCUCUUCCUUUUUGGAGAGGCUUCCUGGUGACUUCUUUUCUCAUCAGGAGGAAGAAACUGAAGAUGAUGAUCUAUCUGACUACGGGGAUGAUGUGGAUGGGAAACGGGAUGCCCUUGCAGAGCCUUGUUUCAUGCUGAUAGGAGAGAUUUUUGAGCUGCGAGGAAUGUUUAAGUGGGUGAGGAAGACACUAAUUGCACUAGUUCAGAUCACUUUUGGAAGAACCAUCAACAAACAAAUUCGUGACACUGUCAAUUGGAUCUUCAGUGAGCCAAUGCUUGUUUACUAUAUCAAUAUUUUUCGAGAUGCAUUUUGGCCAAAUGGGAAACUGGCAUCCAGCCCAAAGCCAACAAAUGAACAGCAAAGUCAAGAAACAAAACUGAAAGCACAGCAAAAACUACUUGAAAACAUUCCAGACACUCUCCAAAGUCUUGUUGGACAGCAAAAUGCUCGCCAUGGUGUAAUAAAAGUGUUCAACGCACUUCAAGAAACCAAGGCCAAUAAGCAUCUUCUUUAUGUAUUAUUGGAAAUGCUGCUACUUGAAUUGUGUCCUGAACCGCGAAUUCAUUUAGAGAAGGUUAAAGCAGCUCAGGUUUGAAUGUUCAGGUGAAUUAGUAAGAAGAAUGUCUAUUGGUAAUAAUAGACUUAAACAUUUCCCUCUUUUCCAUGGAGGGCUGACUGAAAACUUCUGAGAAUUUGUACAUUUUUCUUUUUUCAGAUUUACACAAAGCAAAGCAGACUUGAAAAGAACAGAUAUUUAGAAUGCCAGCAAUGUGUAGUUUCUGGCUUUUAUUUAACUUGUUAUAUGAAUACAUCUCUUUAAGAUACAGAUUGAAAUUUGAAUGUUAAUAUAAGAUAUAUGAAAUAUAAAGUAUUUUAAACAUUUACAAAAGGCAUUUUGCUUUAGUGAUAUCUUAAUGGAUGUUGUACAGUUAUUUUUUUCGCUGAGGAUACUGACUGUUCCUCUAUUUUCUUGUGUAUUGAUGAGCCUUGUGCAAUAUAUGUAAAGAUACUGUGUAAAUUUUACUGCUUUUAUUUUUACCAAAGAUUUUCCAUAGUUUGCAGCCUUUGUAAGCAAUAAAUUAUAAAAGUAGAGUACACCGCUUCAUAAUUACAGCUUGAAAGUUGGAGUGUUGUUUCAGAGAACUGUAUUUAUUUGUUUGAACAUUACAGACAACCAAAAUUUAAUGUUACCUUGAAAUACAUUGUGAGCAAAUCAGCCUGAAGCAGGAUAUAAAUAUCUUAUCAUCCUAAUAAAUUGAAGUGCAGUUAAAUCAUCCAGCCCAUUUUGAUGUUCUCCAGGGCACGUUGUCUACAAACAUAUCUCUUUUAAAAGGGCUAUUACACCCAUAUUUAAUUUUAUGUCAAGGUUGCCCAUUUAGCCAUUUAAAGAACAGAUAGUGAGCUGUUGUUGUAGAGUAGCAAUGUGUAUUCUGAACUUAAUUUAUUAAUGUGCUGUGCUAAAAAAAUUACAGUAUUUUCAGGGUAUGUAUAUCCCAAAGACAAUACUACCAACAACCGGUGCAAAGAGAAGAAUCACAAUCCAGCAAAUUAUGAGAUGGUUGACCUUUUUAUAUAUAUAUAUUUUUAAAAAACGUAACGAUUCACACAUUAAGCCAAUUAGCUUGUUCUUUUUAGCAGCAAUGACCUUUAUGUUGUGAUUUUAAAUACACAGAUGUGUUGCGGUGAUUUUAUGGUAAUUACUAAUCCAAUACAUAAAGGCCUAAAUUAUCAUCAUCUUUACUUCUGCAAUAUACAGUAUUAUCUAUAUAGUACGAUUGGUAACCUAUGUCUACCAGGGAUUUCAGGGCUUAUUGAUUUCAAGUAAUUAUUCAAAUGGACGUGGUCUAAUAGUAAGGAUUGAUUUAAACAGAUGCAAAAAAAAAUUACCAAAUAAUUUUUCAGCAACCGUGGAAGAACGCUUUAGGAAGAUAGGGCUUUCAAAGGAUGUUUUAAAUUUAUUUUUAAAAUUUAUACAAAUGUGCACACUGCUAAUUUAAUGUUCUCAAUGUUCUUUCUAAUGUACAAUGAAAUGUUUUUAUAUAUUAGACAAAGUUAUUUCAUAUAUUUUAUAGUAAACAAAAAUAAGUACUGUGGCACAAGCCUAGUAAUCCAGUAUACAACUUGUUAAAAUACUGUAUAUCAUCUUAGGCAGUAUAGCUAAGUAGUCCAUAUUUCUUUAAGAUAACUGAAGAAUUCCUGGCACUUUGAUAUUCACAAACUAAAAGCACUCUGAUGUAACAAAUAAUCAUCCAAGGUUUUCCUGGAUUGUUUUGGAACCCAUUUUUUACCUAGAAGACAGAAUCCAUAUAAGCUGUGUGAAGCUAUGCAGUAGACUGGUGACAUUUCCUUUUGUUUGCAGCUAACCUCAUAGCGCAUCAUAAAUAAAAAAUAGGUUUUCUGUA